Molecule: messenger RNA, 1129 nt
Organism: Planococcus citri (citrus mealybug)
Lineage: Eukaryota; Metazoa; Arthropoda; Insecta; Hemiptera; Pseudococcidae
Product: carbonyl reductase [NADPH] 3-like
Exons: 6
Coding region: 67-1011 (314 amino acids)
Molecular function (GO): carbonyl reductase (NADPH) activity
Source: RefSeq, a predicted model, not a curated record
UUCUCAGAUAAGAGUCGAUCGACUUCGAGUCUACGAAAUAUCGUUAUUGAUUAAAAAUUUUUGAAAAUGUUAUGCAAGUGGAAAGUGGCAGAUUGUUUUAGUUUAUGGAUUUUCUCAUCACUUUAUUAUCUUAUUCUAACACUGAAUCAACAUGUUGUAUUCGUUUCUAGUUCAUCUUUGAAAAAAGUUGCAGUGGUUACAGGUGGUAAUAAAGGAGUAGGAUAUGCCAUAGUUAAAGGCCUUUGUCAGAACUUUUCCGGAGAUGUAUUCUUGACAGCUCGAGAUGAAAAGCGAGGAUUAGCUGCAGUAACAUCUCUAAAUCAUAUGGGCUACGAUCCAAAAUUUCACCAACUCGACAUCACUGAUGAUCAAAGCAUUAUCAAAUUUAAUAAUUAUAUUUUCCAAAAAUACGGCGGAUUAGACGUAUUAAUAAAUAAUGCUGCGAUUGCUUUCAAAGUUGCAGCCACAGACCCUUUUGCUGUGCAGGCGAAAGAAACAAUUCGAGUGAAUUAUUUUGGUACCAGAAAAGUCUGCGAUGUAAUGUUUCCUAUUCUCAGACCACAUGCCAGAGUCGUGCACCUUUCUAGCAUACUUGGUCACUUGCUUAGAAUACCAUCUGAAGCAUUGAGGAAGAAAUUAUCCGCUGACAAUCUAACCGUUGAUCAUUUAGAUUGGUUGAUGCUAGAUUUUGUGAGGUCGGCUGAACAAGAUAAAGACGUAGAUCUACAUUGGGGAGCAAGCGCUUAUUCUGUAUCAAAAGUAGGUGUUUCUGCUUUGGCGAGAAUUCAACAAAGAGAAUUUCUUAAUGAUGAACGUGCGGAUAUUGUUGUGAAUUCGGUGCAUCCUGGUUACGUUAAUACUGAUAUGACUAGUCAUAUAGGACAUUUGACUAUUGAAGAAGGUGCUGUAUCCUCUUUGUAUGCUGCUCUUCUUCCGGAAAACAUUACCGAACCGAAAGGAGCUUACAUUUUGCAAAAUAAAGCCAUCGUUGAUUGGACUGCACCUUUUUAAAAAUGAUUGUAUGUACCAUAGGUAAUUAUGCUGUCAGAGGCAUUUCCAUGAAAAAUUCCGUUGUAUAAUAAUCUAUGUGAAAUGUAUUAUUUUUAAUAAAAGGAUUUUAAGCAGAAAU